Messenger RNA from Gasterosteus aculeatus aculeatus (three-spined stickleback), 4891 nucleotides. It is a transcript of the gene dbh, whose product is annotated as dopamine beta-hydroxylase (dopamine beta-monooxygenase). Gene Ontology annotation, molecular function: copper ion binding; dopamine beta-monooxygenase activity. NCBI's taxonomy places the organism in Eukaryota, Metazoa, Chordata, Actinopteri, Perciformes, Gasterosteidae. Gene Ontology annotation, cellular component: secretory granule membrane. The record is from RefSeq and is a predicted model, not a curated record. Gene Ontology annotation, biological process: octopamine biosynthetic process; dopamine catabolic process; norepinephrine biosynthetic process.
UUCACAUGCUGGGGGAGGGAAGCUCAUAUGCUGAGAUAAGUCAACAGCAACAUUUGAAUUAAGCUUUGAUUUUUGGUUUAUUUUCAGAACGUGAACAGUGACGUCAAAUAAUAUCAUCCACCUUAACAAGCUGCUUUAAAAAACAGGAAAACUGGCCAUCUGUCGUGGGCCCCGUGAACACUACGGGUGUCCCAUAAUAUGGUAUAUUGCUGUGUGACGUGCUGACUUUAUCAAUCUACUUUUUGUGGUUCUAUUAAACUACAAUGUUACAUGAAUCUCACAACCCAGCCUUGAGCAAAGUUGCAAGGAGCAAAAUACAAAAUAAAGUUGUGCUUUGAUGCAUUACUGCAAAACGGUAACUGUGGUAGGUCUCUGCAUGUUUGACCAUUUAAUGAAGGUGAUGGGUUUAUUACAGAAUUACAGAAUGUUCUUAAAUCCACUCUCCUGAUUUGUGAGGCUGUUUUUGUGAAACGUGUAACUCUGGUGUCCUUUCGUCACUUGGUUAGAGCAACACAAUAUCUGAUGCAGUUUAUGAACAGGUUGCACGUAUUGCAUUAUUAUUUUGUGUAGCAUUAUGAGUGUCUAAAUGCAUGUUAACCAUUUAUUCAUAACAAAAAACUUGAAAACUAUGUUCAUAAGCUAAAGCUCAGUUGUGGCAUUGACUUCAUCCACAGUACGUGUUUGUUUUUGUGUUUGACCAUGCAUCAGAUUAUCCUAAACAGAAAGCAAAGCACGAUGGGAAACUUUAGAGAGCAAUAUCUGGAUUUUUCUGGGAAGGAUAAUGUCAGAUAGACCCUCAGGCAUUUUGCGAAAAACCCACAAAAACCAAGGACACGAUUACACAAAGAACCAUUAUUCUCUCCUAAAAUCUGUUCUCCCCAUCCCCCAUUCCAUCCUCCUCUGUCUCUGUCGUUGCCUCUGGAUGACAGCUGACUUAACGGCGUUCACGUCUGCUGACGCAUCAGUAGCGGAGACAGUGAGAUAAGUGUGCAUCUAAGAGAAAUGACUUGGCAGGAAGAGAGCGACAGAGAGUGAUCAGCAGUAGCAGAGAGACAGAGAGCGAGUGAGAAGGUGCCGUGGUGUAAAAGACGGAACGAAACAGAAAGGCACACAGAGAAAAGGAUUAAUAAGCCUAAAGUGAAGGCCAGAGACACACAUCUGGCCUCGGGGAGUAACAGCCUUUAUCACAUUAACCAGUCUGUGCCUCUGCGUUCUGUUCUCUCCGCUUACCGCUCGGAUCCAAACCUUUUCCUUUACGGAAAAUGCAUUUAAACGUUUGACGUCAAGUACGCCGUGUACUUGUAUGUCCCGCACUCGCCCUACAGCACACUUGAGGACGAGCUUUCCCUGGAAAACAAGGUAGCGUGUCCUGCCAACCGUCCAUCCAUCCACCCUGGACUUGUCCAAAUCCAUUUGACUGAAAAGAAUGAAAGCACCGCGCUGUAAAGAAGAGCUUCACUGCCCUCUCUGGUUAGGAGCCUGUUUCACUUGGGUGUGGCCAGCAUGGCCCUUUCUAACCUCUGUAACCACCCCAACAUGCAUGUCCCUGGGGGGACACCUGUACAUACCUGCAACCACAUGCUGUCUCUGUCUUCAUUUUAACCUCUUCUUAAAACCUUUCAUAACCAUUUAAAGCUGGUUUUAGAACAAAAUGUAUUUGUGUUUUUAUAACUUGUGUAUUUUGCGUGACUUUAUUAAAAUCCAUUUCCUUAUUUUGAACUGUAUUUGUUUCCGAUAUUCUGCGGUUUGUUCGACUGUGUGUUUGUUUUGCCCUAAAUCCGGCUUUUGUGCAAAGUCAAGCUCCCCCGUUUGAAAUCUUUGACAUGCUGCAAUGUUUUUCUGAUGUGUGUAGAAUGUGGGCACAGGCCAAACAGCACAAGCACACACACUUUUCUACAGGGGCUUUACUAACCUUUCAAAACCAACCGUGAAUGUGUCUCCCGUGUGUUUGUCACCCAAAAUUGACACUUUGAUUAGGUCUUCUGCUGCUUGAGGCGGUGGCUUGAGGAAAGAGCCCAAUGCAGCGAUGCCUUGUUGUCACCCCUGCAAGUGUUUGCUGCCCGUGGAAUCUACAUCGAAUAGUCAAAUAGUCAACAGGCAACGCAAGAGUUUAUGAAAAAAUGGUGUCGUUUUUCAUAAAAUGCACAAGUAAAUGAAUUAUACAUGCAAAUAAAAUGAAGACAGAGAUGGAGCGAGCAAUAAAGUUGAGUUAGUUGAAGCAGAUUGUUGUUGAUAAUGUCCAUGGUUGAAUUAGGAUCAAUUAGGGGCGGGCAGAUGUGCAGAAUCAUGGUUGACCCCGGGGGCUCAAAGGAGACAAUCCAAUUUUCCUCAACAAAUGUAAUACCAUUAGAAUGGAUAAAAACAGACAACUCACGAGGGAGGAGUGUCUUAAAAAGCAGGGAGAGGGACGAGACAGAGAGAGACAGAGCAGUUGUUCAGAAGGAGGAGACAAUACCAGACAAGACUGGAAAGAUUAGUGAAACUCAAACCAAAGUCAAAUCUGACAGCAAACGAGUGCCCGUGAGGAUAGAAAACAUGUCAAGAAAAGAGUAACCCACCUCACGUCACCACUGCAAGGGAGACACCAGCCAACGGUGGCCAUAAAGGGGACCACAGCUGAAAAGACAAAACAAAACCAGCGAGUGUUUGAGAGUUAAACCUCUUACAGAACUACAGCGCCGCAGACUUUGAGAGACAAAAAUCCAUCUGCUCCGGCGGCGAUUGAGAGCCGUCAUUUAGGGCUAUGAGAAUCUGCAACAAGAACCUCCGCCUCCAGGACGUCACCAUCAUGUACUUCACAGCCCUGGCUGCUCUGAUGGUCAUCCUGGUGGCUUCGUACCAGGCGCCCUCCAACGCCAUCGAAGUGUCCGGCCUCAAGUCAAACCCCUCCAGCGCUCCACCGCGGCUGCCCAUGCCCUUCCGCGUGCCCCUGGACCCGCACGGGGAUCUCCAGCUGGCCUGGAACAUCAGCUACGCCGACCAGGAGGUCUACAUGGAGCUGAGGGUGGCGGACCUCCAACACGGCGUGGUUCUGGGGAUGUCCGACCGCGGGGAGCUGACCAACGCCGACCUGGUGGUGCUCUGGGACUCCGGGGCUAAUAGCUACUUUGGGGAUGCGUGGAGCGACAACGAGGGUCACGUUUCUCUGGACAGCCAACAGGACUACGAGUUGCUAGAAGCCAAACACAAAAGUGACGGAUUCCACCUGCUUUUCAAGAGGCCGUUCAGUACCUGCGAUCCCAGGGACUACCUGAUAGAGGAGGGAACUGUGCACAUCAUUUAUGGAUUCCUGGACAAACCACUUGCCUCACUGGAUCAGCUGAACUUGUCCCGGAUCCACACAGGCGUUCAGAGGGUGCUGAUGCUGCGGCCCGACACGCCGUCGCCCGCCCUGCCUCCGGAUGUGCAGACGCUCGACGUAGUGGCGCCGAACGUCGUCAUCCCGAAUCAGGAGACCACCUACUGGUGCUUCAUACAGGCGCUGCCUGAAAACAUGCCAAAGAACCACAUCGUCAUGUAUGAGUCAGUGAUAACUCCAGGUAACGAGGCCAUCGUGCAUCACAUGGAAGUGUUUGAAUGUUCUCCGGAUGUCCGCGACGUUCCAGAGUACAGUGGCUCCUGUGAUGACAAGAUGAAGCCGGGCAAGCUCAACUUCUGCCGACACGUGCUCGCCGCCUGGGCCAUGGGUGCUGAGGCUUUUUACUACCCUCCGGAUGCAGGGAUGCCUAUGGGUGGACCAGGUUCCUCAAGGUUCCUUCGUCUGGAGGUCCAUUACCACAACCCUCUCCUUAUUUCUGGCCGUCGGGACUCUUCGGGGAUACGGUUGCAUCACAGCCCGAGUCUGCGGCGGUACGAUGCAGGGAUCAUGGAGCUGGGCCUGGUUUAUACUCCCAUCAUGGCUAUCCCACCCAAACAACACACCUUCUACCUCAGUGGAUAUUGCACCUCCAAGUGUACACAGACUGCUCUUCCUCCAGGAGGAAUCCACGUAUUUGCAUCCCAGCUGCACACGCACCUGGCGGGGCGAGGGGUGAGGACAGUGUUGGUGAGGGGGGGCAAAGAGCUGGAGGUGAUACAGGAGGACCAGCACUUCAGCACGCACUACCAGACAAUCAGAGUUCUUAAGAAAAUGGCAAAUAUUUUACCUGGCGAUGUCCUCAUAACAAAGUGUACUUACAACACAGAAGACAGGAGCACGCCUACAGUGGGAGGUUUUGGCAUCAUGGAGGAAAUGUGUGUUAACUACAUUCACUACUACCCUCGAACUAAGCUGGAGCUGUGCAAGAGCCACGUCGAACCAGAAUACCUGCAGAAGUACUUUAGCUUCAUUAACAGGUUCCACGGAAACGACCGGUGUGUGUGCGGCGAGGUCGGCGUGACGGAGCAGUAUUCUCAGCUGCAGUGGGACGCGUUCGCCGGAGAAGUGCUGGACUCCCUUUAUAACACGGCCCCCUUCUCCAUGCACUGCAACCAGUCGAGUGCGCGUCUCUUUCCUGGAGAGUGGGACAUGCAGCCCGUGCCGCUGGUUACAUCCAUCCUUGAAAAACCCAGCUACCCCUGUGAGGGAGGAGCACAUCCCACCAGCAGACCCCUCACACCCGGCGCCUGAGUGGACGAGGGGGGCAUCGGGGCCCUCGGCCGCAGACGUUAAGGAAGCUUAACAUGUCAGUUUGCAGAAUCGAGCGCUGCUGCAGCUUCCUUUGGGGAUCAAAUCGAGUCCUCUUUUGGGGGGUUUUCCAACAACUGCUGCAGUUCUGUGCUUAUAGCCUCCGUCCAUGUUAUUGUCAGUAAACAGAAAUUAAUGAGAAUUCUAUUUGUCUAGUUUCAAAGCACGGCACAUGGAGUUGAGAGUGGGGAUUUGACAAACAAAUAAAAGUCAACUUCUACUGUG